This is a messenger RNA of Formica exsecta, 697 nucleotides long. Its product is annotated as antitrypsin-like. The record is from RefSeq and is a predicted model, not a curated record. The transcript is spliced from 4 exons. Gene Ontology annotation, molecular function: serine-type endopeptidase inhibitor activity. Lineage: Eukaryota; Metazoa; Arthropoda; Insecta; Hymenoptera; Formicidae. The coding region runs from base 34 to 618 and encodes 194 amino acids.
GAGGAACGCAUAUUUCAUGUUUCUCCAUCAAAAAUGUAUUUUGUUCCAACAAUGAAAUUUGAAAAAUCGACAUUUAUUCAUGGUGAAAUACCACAUUGGAAUGCCAAGUUCAUAGAAAUUCCAUUUUUGAAUAACAACAUUACAAUGAUUAUAUUUUUGCCAAAUAAAAAUAUGGAACCUGGGAAUCUGGAGUACUUGGAUAAAAAGCUUAACUUUGCAGAAUUUAAGUCAAUUAGAAAUGCAUACACAAACAAAUUUGAGCAAGAUAUGGAAUUAUAUUUACCUAAGUUUACGAGUCAAUGUCGUCAAAAUAUGACAGAAUAUUUUCAUCAGAUGGGCAUAACUACGAUGUUCGAAGAUAAUGCGGAUUUUACACGUCUCUCAAAAAUUCCUCUAAAAGUGAACAAUAUCGUUCAAACAAUUUCCGUAACAAUUAACGAAGAAAGUUUGGAAGUUCCGAAUGUUGACAAAAGCGAAGUAAGAAAACUGGCAAGUCCACUGCAAGAGUUGGUCGUAGAUCGUCCGUUUCAUUAUAUAAUCGAAAUGCAUGGAGAGAUAAUAUUUGUUGGAACCGUGCGAGUACCAGACUUUAGAACAUUUAUGAGAGAUGAAUUAUAAAUUCUGUUAUGUUCUUAUAUUUAUUGACAGUUUAUAUCACACAAUGUAUGUACAGCUUAAAUUUUUUUAAAUUUUAUCA